AUGUCUUUGCAGUUAGAAAAAUCGGAAAAAUCGGACCCCGCCGUCAAAUGCCACGACGCAGCGGUGUCCACCAACAACAAAACCUCUCUGGAACGAACCGUCUACCUAUUCGGUCAACCAAUCGCCCAUUCUGUGUCUCCAUCCUUCCACAACACCAUUUUCUGCGAGCUGGGGCUGCCAUGGCGAUACAUCAGACUCGAUUCGAAAGAUACCGACGAUUUGGCCUGGCUUAUGCGCCGUGAUGAUUUCCUAGGUGCGGCUGUCACAAUGCCUAACAAGGUCCAGUCAAUGGAUCUUGUCGAUAUUCUGACCGUCCAAGCUCAACGAAUUGGCUGCAUCAACACAAUAUAUUCCCGGCCUGAUCUGAUCGGCGGCGAGGAGAGAAGACUUCUCAUUGGAACAAAUACUGAUUGGAUUGGAAUUCAGCGUGCACUUCUUAAGGCAAACCCCGAUCUGCGAACUUCCUUAGAAGCAUGGCCGGCCCUGGUAAUUGGUGGUGGUGCCACCUGCAGAUCUGCAAUCUACGCUUUGGCAGAAGGUUUGGGCGCCAAGUUAAUUUACUUGGUCAAUCGUGACCCUGAGGAGGCCAAGGCUACCAUCAAAACCCUCAAACGAAAUGGACUACGACAAGAGGUUCAAUACCUGGCAAAGUUGGAGGAUUUACAGUCUGUCUCCAAGUUCCCUGUUGUAGCAGUCAGUGCAGUGCCUGAUAUGGCUCCAAAAACCGAAGCCGAGCGCCGCGCAAGAAGCAUCUCUAGUGCAAUGAUACAGACUGAGUCUGAUUGCACUAUCCGCAAAGUGUUUCUGGAGAUGUGCUAUGAUCCAACACCCUGGACCUGGCUUGCAAGGAUGGCAAAAGAGUCCAAGUGGGAGAUUGUGGAUGGGUUGGAUGUUAUGGAACACCAGGCCAUUGAACAGGCUAUUCUCUGGACUGAGAGACCGCUCGAGGAACUCCCUUCGCGGGCCGCAAAUGACGCGAUUCGUCGAGCUCUCCAUCGGUGA
Penicillium daleae is the source of this 1002-nucleotide messenger RNA. Its product is annotated as shikimate dehydrogenase family protein. The record is from RefSeq and is a predicted model, not a curated record. NCBI's taxonomy places the organism in Eukaryota, Fungi, Ascomycota, Eurotiomycetes, Eurotiales, Aspergillaceae. Gene Ontology annotation, biological process: chorismate biosynthetic process; shikimate metabolic process. Gene Ontology annotation, molecular function: shikimate 3-dehydrogenase (NADP+) activity. The coding region runs from base 1 to 1002 and encodes 333 amino acids. The transcript has a single exon.